Molecule: messenger RNA, 767 nt
Organism: Andrographis paniculata
Lineage: Eukaryota; Viridiplantae; Streptophyta; Magnoliopsida; Lamiales; Acanthaceae
Product: transcription repressor OFP17
Exons: 1
Coding region: 118-633 (171 amino acids)
Biological process (GO): negative regulation of DNA-templated transcription
Source: RefSeq, a predicted model, not a curated record
UAAAUACUAGUACAACCAUUCCUAACCGCCAUUCUCUUAAUUACUUCCUUUGCUUCAUCAGCACUACAACUCUUAUCAAAUUUCAACAUAAUUACUCUAUUUAUAUAUAAUUUGGAAAUGAAGCUAAUCCUUCCCUUGAAAUCGAAACUUUUGAUGCCAUGUAAGAAGCUGCUGUUACGCACCAUCAAAUUUAAGCUCCGCAUACGAAAACCCUUCUUCCUAAGAAGAGUAGUGCUCUACCAUCGCCGCCGCAAGCAGCAGCCCUCGCACGGCGGCCUAUCGAAGAUCCUCUCGAUUCUGAGACUGCGGAAGAGAAGCAUGGAGACGACGAGGACAAUCAAGAGCAGUUUGUCAGAGUUGCAUUAUGAGAGGGCGCCUUGCCCUUCGCCGCUGACUCCGGCGUACAUAAAGCUGAGCCGACCGGAGAGGAGUGAUCAGGUGGAAGAUGCUUGUAGAAGCUUCGAGAAUUAUUUGGUGGAGAUGAUCGUGGAAGAGGGGAAGAUGAAGGACUUGGUGGACGUGGAGGAGCUUCUGCGUUGCUGGAAGGACCUCAAGUCCCCUCUCUUCCUCGAUCUCGUCUGCAGAUUCUACAGAGAGCUUUGCAAGGAUUUGUUCAUUGAAAAUGCCUCAUGAUUCAAUCAUCCAUCCAUCCAUCUCAUAUAUCUCUCUCUCUCUCUAUAUAUAUAUGUAUUUGUAGUUGCAUCAAACUAUAUAACGAUUGUAUAAUGUUCUUCAAUAUAUUCCUGUUGUGUGUUUCCUGUUAGAUU